This is a messenger RNA of Cariama cristata (Red-legged seriema), 633 nucleotides long. Its product is annotated as fibrinogen-like protein 1. The record is from RefSeq and is a predicted model, not a curated record. NCBI's taxonomy places the organism in Eukaryota, Metazoa, Chordata, Aves, Cariamiformes, Cariamidae. The annotation marks the transcript as partial. The transcript has 5 exons.
AUGAGCGUGCUGAUGCCCUGGUUGCUGCUGUUCCUUCUCCUGGUCAGCUUUGGCUCACCUGCACCCAGGCUCUCGGAAAAAGAUAUCUGCCUCCUAGACAACAAUAAAUUAAGACAAAGGUUAAAACAGCUUCAAGACUUGCUUUAUUUAUAUGAACUGCAACUGAAGGACAUCCUGGAGAACACUUACCAUAGAACAAAAAGUGGGCUGUUCUCAGGCAACAGGAGCGUGCAGCAUGAGAUGCUUUUACCCACAACCAGUGGAAAUUUGAUAGUCUAUGACGAAGAUUGCUCUGCAGUGUAUAAUCGGAAAAAGACCAAAAAUGGCUACUACCGGAUCAGGCCCAGAGCAGACCGAGAGCCUUUCCUGGCAUACUGUGACAUGUCUGAUGGUGGGGGGUGGACCGUCAUUCAGCGGCGGAGUAACGGCAAGGAGAAUUUCAACAGGAAAUGGGAUGAUUACAAACUGGGAUUUGGGAAAUUCCAGGGCAAGAAUGAUGAAUACUGGCUGGGCAACGACCACAUCUAUGACCUGCUCACUAGAGGAGAGAGCUCAUUAAAGAUUGACCUGAUGGACUGGCAUGGGGAAAGACGUUAUGCAAUCUACGAAAAUUUCCAGCUUGCAGAUGAGCAG